AUGAGGAGGAAGACAGAGGGAGAGGAAAGAGCAUGAGCCAGGGAAGGGGGCUUUGAGUUGGAGGGGAGUCUGCAAGGUGGGUGAGGACCCCAUGCUUUGCCAGGGCCCCUGGCCAGCUGCCAGCUGCCAGCUCACAGGGCCAGUGCCCCACCCCCAGGAACCUCCCCCACUUUCAAUCUGGGAGCUGUUUCUACUUGUAGGAGAAUGUGGCCUCUGGACAUCCCUGGAAACCGAGGCUCCAGGCCCCGCUACAGCCCUGCCUCAGCUCCCGUUACCAGGAAACUGGGGGGAAGGCAUUUCCUGCCUGGAGGUCUUGGCAGCUCCCACUGCCAUGGAGACCAGCGUGGAAGCUGGGAGGGCCUCCGUCUCCUCCCACUGCUCUGCCCCAGCCAGCGGGAGGAAGAGGAGGCCAAGGGCCUGGACAACUGCAGGAGCCCAGCUCCAAGGAUGGACAAGUAGGGGCCUCAGCCUGGGCCCACCUACCCACCACCCACGGAUCCACCCCCACACACUACACCUCCCAGCAGGGCCUGAACCCUGAAUAGAUCUCAGCCCCAGGCCCUUCCUUAGCUGGAAGUCGGGGUACCAAAGCCCUACAUCUGUCUCCUCCCCCCGCAGCCAUGUUUAUCACGGUGAUGUUUGGAGCUGGCUGCCGGGAGCUGGUGAACCCGUGGUGCAGCCUGGUGACUCUCACUGCCCACCUACGGCAGAGGGGGCGGGUGCCUCCAGAUGCAACCAUCGCCCUCCUGGCUGAGGAUGGGCACCUGGUGAGUCUGGGCAGUGACCUGGAGGAGGGGGCUUCCCAGGCCCCCUCCUCCGGCAGCCCCCUGCUGCAGGAGCGUGGGACCUAUGUCCUCGUUCGAGUCAUUCCUCCUCCACCCACAGAUGGGGAGGGCGGGGCCCCCACUCGCUAUGAGUCCCUCCUGGAGAACCUGGAUGCCCGGUGUCCAGAGCUGGCAGCCGGAGGAGACGUACUGGCACUCGCACUGGCACUCGGCGUGGCCACCAGGACCAAGGCCCUCCUUCGAGGUCCCAAAGGCUGGGCUCCCUGCUGUCCAGGCCCCGCUAGCGGGGGCCAGAAGCCAGGAUCAGGCCCAGACAGACAGCAGCCCAGCAGCAUUCCUCUUACGAAACCUGGAAUUACUGAGUUGUAUCUGCAAGAGGCGCAAGGUCACAGACAGGCUGUGAGGCUGCUGGGGACCCCUCCGAUGUGGGCGCAGAGGCAAGAAAGGUGGAGGGGCAGGCAUCCCUGGGAGAGUAGACAACUGGGAAUUCCAGCUCCCAGAGCCAGACGCCUUUUAGGUCACCUGCUAAUGCCUCACUGCCCGCUCUGACGGCUCAAGGCUGUGGGAUUACCAUAGGG
Messenger RNA from Myotis myotis, 1363 nucleotides. It is a transcript of the gene CUNH22orf15, whose product is annotated as chromosome unknown C22orf15 homolog. Lineage: Eukaryota; Metazoa; Chordata; Mammalia; Chiroptera; Vespertilionidae. The coding region runs from base 621 to 1334 and encodes 237 amino acids. The transcript has 6 exons. The record is from RefSeq and is a predicted model, not a curated record.